Messenger RNA from Helianthus annuus (common sunflower), 1717 nucleotides. RefSeq names its product mitochondrial amidoxime reducing component 2-like. Lineage: Eukaryota; Viridiplantae; Streptophyta; Magnoliopsida; Asterales; Asteraceae. The transcript has 8 exons. Bases 779 to 1270 code for a protein of 163 amino acids. The record is from RefSeq and is a predicted model, not a curated record.
AACACAAACUAGGGUUUCUCUCAUCUCUCUCAUUUGGUCCGCCGCUCAUCCUCUCAUCCUCUGCUCUCUCUCUAUGGCGAUUGCGACGACUUCAUCAGGCCUCUCUCUAAGAUCUCGCCAGAUCUCUCACCAGAUCUGUGAGGAUUUCACCAGAUCGAUGAAGGGCUUGCCAUUUCAUCCAUCUCCCUGCUUCUCUCUCAAAGAAGAUCUAGGGUUUCUCUAGGCGGAGCCGAGCCACUGGCUCACUGUGACCUCGCCGGCGGUUUGAUACUUCCAUGGAACCAAAUAGUCCAAGCCGUGUAGGCUGGUAUUGUGUUCUUACCCUUUUCUCUCUUUUCGUUUUUGUUGAACUGAUUUCGUUUUUGUACAGCUCAUAUCACCAAAUCCGGUUUCAGUGACACUCUUUUCGUUUUUGGGAGUGAAGAACAAGCAGAUCCGGUAUCCUGUAUGUUCGUAGACCUCAUAUCAUCCCUGUAUGUAUUUGGUAUUUUUGUAGAUCUAGGGUUUUUUGUAUUUUUCAGAUCCAUAAAAUGAUGAUUUGGGAAUUACAAAUCAAUGCAGAACUUGAUAUCGUUUUCCUCAGGUGCAGAUCUGGAGUUUUGAUGCUUUAGUAGAUUUUGAGAUUAAAACGAAAUUAGUGGUUGAAUUGGUUCAAUGUCCUAUUGAACAAUGUUUAAAAAGAGGAUUAAGUAAAGAGGAUUAAGUGAAUUUAUUGAGAAGUUGGAAUUGGACAUUGAACACUUUGGCAAACAAAAACCAUUGUCUUGUCAACAAAGUGAUGGUAGAAUCAGCAGCAGCCAAAGUGAAAUCAAUCUUCAUAUAUCCAAUAAAAUCAUGCAGGGGCAUCUCUGUCUCAGAAGCACCACUCUUUUCCACUGGGUUUAGAUGGGAUAGACAAUGGGUUGUUGUGAAUUCCAAACGUAGAGCUUGUACACAAAGAGUGGAUCCAAAGUUGGCUUUAGUUGAAGUAGAGUUGCCUCAGGAUGCAUUUGCUGUUGGUUGGAAGCCAAACAAGGGGUCUCACUUAGAAUCCGAGAUUGCAUCGUUGCUGGCUAAUGGAAAGGUGCCAAUCGGGGUCAGAAGUAACACAAAGAUCAGAAACUGCACUAUAGACAAGAAUGCAAAGAUUGGAAGUGAUGAUCAGAAUAAGCUGGUAAUACGUUUGCAUAUCAAUUACUUCCGUAUUGAACAGGCUGGAGAUAGUUAUGAAGAUUUACUUGUAUUAGCUGCUCAGACUUAUCAACAAAUUUUGGGAAAGUUGCUAGCUUAAAACUCAACAUAAAUCCUUUUAGAAAUGAUGUUGUCUGCUAUUGUUCUUGGGCGCAAAACACAACCAGUCUUCUCAAUCUCACAAGCUCGCCGUCAAUCAGAGAUAUCCGAUUGGCCCGACCGGAAAAAACCAUUGGAUUCCCGGUUUGACCGCCGGGCACUGGCCUGGCCAGCCAGCUACCGUCAAAACAGGUCCAACAUAGUGAACCCGACCGCUUAAGGCUCCGGCUCCCGGUCCGGCCCUCAAAACGUUGAUUUUUUGAACGGCACAUAAGUAAAUGUGGCAUUGGUUUUGUGACAUUUAUCUUUCUUUAGUUUUUUUGUAUUGGUUUUGGUUAACGUAGAAAUACUGUAUUACAUAACCAAAAAUUUUGGUUAAAGUCUGUUACUGUGGGUUAUUAUGGUUAACCAGUUUUAGCAAAAAUAAAAUAAUAAAUAAACAUGAUUA